Messenger RNA from Leguminivora glycinivorella, 1059 nucleotides. Its product is annotated as cyclic nucleotide-gated cation channel alpha-3-like. Bases 1 to 1059 code for a protein of 352 amino acids. The record is from RefSeq and is a predicted model, not a curated record. The transcript has 6 exons. Lineage: Eukaryota; Metazoa; Arthropoda; Insecta; Lepidoptera; Tortricidae.
AUGGUUAUGUUCAAGUAUCAUAGCAACAUAUGCAAAGUGUUGGAACUAAAGGUGCCCUCAGAAGUAGUUUUAGAACUCUUCCUUUACAUAACCACAUAUUUGUCCUGGAAUAUAAUAAACCAAUUCGGCCUCGAGUUCUACAAAGAGGGGGGAUAUACCCCGGAGCAACCAAGGAACAGCUCCUGGAUUACUAUUGGAGAUUUGUGGGACAAACCGGGGGAGGUUAGGUUCACGUAUGCUUUGAUGAGGGGAGUGAAUAUGUUAAGAAGGAACUCAAACUUACAUCUUCUUAAGCGUGACGGAGAUUUCGAAAUUUUUACCACACUUUCCUACAUCAUUGCUGAAUUCAUAAAACUCCACUGCUCCUUCAAGUACAUGAUACUCUUUUUCGGCACCCAAUCGUCGAAAGCGAAAUAUUACAUGAUGUCUUACCAGAUACAGACUUAUAUGAACCAGAGACGAUUCCCCUCGUGGAUUAAGACGAAAGUUCUCAAGUUUUAUGCGCUUCGGUUCAGAUCGAACUUCUUUGUAGAGUCAACCAUGCUAAAGUUCGUCACCGGCCAACUACGCGAAGACAUAAUAAUGCACACUGGGCGCCACAUGGUGCGAGAGGUGACUUUCCUCAAACAGCUGCCGUGGCGAUUGCUCAUCGAGAUCUCUCUCAAGUUCCAGCUAGCUAUAUUUACAGAGGGGGAUAUUAUUUACCAAAUUAAUUCCAUGGGCAAAGUUAUGUAUUUCAUCAACAAGGGCACUGUUGCACUCUACACAUCGUCUGGCUUCGAGCUCGAACACCUAGAAGACGGCGACCAUUUCGGCGAAAUAGCACUCCUAUCGGAACACAAGCGGCGAUAUGAUACCGCCGUGGCCGUUACCAACUGUGAACUGUUUAGUUUAUCGCGCGAAUACGUAGAGAUAAUUGAACGAUAUAGAAUAGCGUAUGAUGAACUUAAGAAACUUGGUGUUUAUAGGAGACGGUGGGCUCUAGUGGUGGAUGAGCAGUAUAAAGCGCAAUUGAGAGAGCAGAGAAACGACAAAUAUAAUCGUUAUUCUAAUGUAUAG